GCGGCCCGGCCCGGCCAUGGCUUCCUACCGCCUCGGGGUCCGCAUCGGGAACUGGCUGGAGGACGAGAUCGCGCAGCAGGACCUCCUGAAGGAUUUUAUCCGUAAGAGAGAGAAAGGACAACUUUUCGUACAGCGAUUAGCCAGACUUAAAGAGAAUAUUUUCAAGAAGGUAGAGCUGUCAGUAUCCUCUGAUGGAUUUGUUCACUUUGGAGACACCGUGUUGCUCAUGAACCCAGACUGCACAUCCCCGGAGGAGCGGGACCCCGAGCUGCGUGGUGAUGUCACCCUGGCUGUUGACAUGGAAGAAGUGUCCCUGUACUCAGAUGAGCCCCUGCAGAUCUCACGUGGGCUCAGUGCAGUCAAGAGGGUGGACCCCAUAGGUCGAAAUGCUUUCUGCAUUGUAAGUGUUGAUGGAAGUGCAGUGGGUGAACCACUUAGAUAUGGGCAGAACUUUCUUCUUGGGACAAAAGGAGGGGUUUCUGACAAACUGUUUUAUCUGGCAAGUGACCACAAAACAUUUAGAGAUUUUGCUAAAAAGUCUCGCCUUCAGAAAGUAUUUCUGACAGGUGAGCUUUCCUAUUUGACUUUCUGGCAAGCAAAGUCCUUGGAUCCACAACUGCGUCUUGAACAUGAAGGAUGUCCAGUUCCUGCAGAAACUAAAAUUAUUAUUACUCAUUGCUACACCAAUCGCAACUUAGCUGUUCCAAGGACCUUCUGUGUGUGGUCUUCUUUUGGAAGAGAAUUUGAAGUAAUUUGUCACAAUUAUCUUGAUGCCCGCAAAGUUGAAGAAGACAAGAAUUACUGGGAGAUAAUUACAGGAAAUCCUGGUCCUGAAGAUGGUACAAGGCCUGAAAGACCCAAAGCUCUCCCAGAAGGGUAUGAGAAUAAAUUAGUUUCAUGAAAAGACAGAGGAUAUAAAAGGCCAAGACCACAGCCAGGAGAGGUUUAUGAGACUGAUUGUUUCUUUCAGUUUAUAUUUUAGUUUUAGAGAUGUUUAUUUUAAAAAUGGAAAUUAAAGUCUGCCAUUAGUAAUAUUG
This is a messenger RNA of Camarhynchus parvulus, 1037 nucleotides long. It is a transcript of the gene CFAP161, whose product is annotated as cilia and flagella associated protein 161. The coding region runs from base 17 to 901 and encodes 294 amino acids. The record is from RefSeq and is a predicted model, not a curated record. Gene Ontology annotation, biological process: cilium assembly. Gene Ontology annotation, cellular component: motile cilium. NCBI's taxonomy places the organism in Eukaryota, Metazoa, Chordata, Aves, Passeriformes, Thraupidae. The transcript has 7 exons.